UGAUAAUGAGUAGCGGGGUCGGGUCUGAGUGUGUAAAUCAGGAAGCAGGAAGCCAUUAGCCCGGGUCACAGGACAGCACAAGUUACUUAUUCUUCCAUAACCACUUCUUUGAAACACGUUACAUGACCUCAGACAGUAUAAUGACUCUAAAGGACUCAAGGGACAUUCAACAAAAUUUAAUGUCACCACAUGGACACCUUGGUUUUAGUCUUUGUGUGCUCCGUUCAACCAUUUAAUUUCACUUUCAUGUUAGGCAAUAGAGUAAGUUUAAGGAUGUCCUCUAUCUCCUAUUUAGAUACACAACUUUUAAUGAUAAGCCGUAUUAUUUUUAAAUUACCUUAUGUUUUUCAUUACAGUCCCACUGAUUAAAUACAUGUAAAGGAAAGGGUCUGCAAGUGUUGAGGUCCUUGGCUGUAUGGCCACAUCAUUCAUCCCAGGGAUCAAUAACAGGAUGUCACAUUAAAGCUGAGCCCCAUGCUGUUGUGUGUCCUUGCAUCCCACUCUUUUCUCGUUUUAUGAGCCAUUGUCUUCCUAAAUCCCUCUCAUGUUCAUUUGUUUCUUUCCAUCUGUCCUAUCCCACGUGUAUCAGCCUCAGAGCAUCUUAUCCUGCUCCCUCCCACUCUCUGCAUCGUCCUCUCUUGCAGUCGUACGGACUUCACCGCAUCUCUUUGUCAGCUUUAUUUUGUUAUCUCCUCUCUGUACUGUUAUGUCACAGUUAUCUUUGCGUUCCAUUUAAACCUGGCAGCUCAUCACCUCACGAAACCUCCCCAAAGCACCUGUUCUUCCCUCUUGGCUCAAUCUGUGACUGCAUUGAUUCCCUCUGUCCCGUUUGACUUAGUUCCACGUGCAGUCUCUCCCUUCUGCUCUCUCUUUGCUUUACCUUCUCUCCCCCCUCCCUGUGUCUCUAACCGCCCCCCUGCCUCCCCCUUCUCUUGUGUGGCCAUGCUGGAGAGUAUGUCCCGUCGCUCCCGCUCCCUGCUCUCCCUGACCUUGACCACUCUGGCUCUGGCCCUCUCCAUCCUGGCUCUCUGCACCUCCUACUGGUGUGAGGGCACUCACAAGGUGGUCAAGCCUCUCUGCCUGUCGCCUGUCAAAAUGAAGAACUGUGGUCAGAACAACAGUGAGCCUUACACCACAGAGAGUCCCACUCAGAACCCCUUCAAUCGCACACUGUCUCCAGCCAGGAGAGAGGAGCUGGCCAAGAUCAGACAGAGGCAGCUGGCCAACGCAGUGCACUACAUCUGGGAGACGGGCGAAGACAAGUUUGCUUUCAGAUACUUCCACACUGGCUUCUGGGAAAGCUGUGAGAAACACAGCGAUGGGGAGAAAUGUCGCAGCUUCAUAGAGUUAACUCCCGGGGAAACGCAAGGCGUGCUCUGGCUGUCAGUGAUUUCAGAGUUUACAUACAUCGGCCUGCUGGGGAUGGGCUUCCUACUGAUGUGGCUGGAGGUUUUGUGUUCUCAUAAAGAGAUGCACUCACUGAAAAUCAAUGCCUACGCAGCUAUCUGCACUGUGCUAUCAGGUCUUCUUGGGAUGGUGGCCCACAUGAUGUACACCACAGUAUUUCAGAUGACAGUCAUUGUGGGCCCCAAAGACUGGAGGCCUCAGUCCUGGGACUACGGCUGGUCAUUUGCUCUAGCCUGGGUGUCCUUUAGUUGCUGUAUGGGAGCAGCUGUGGUCACACUCAACUCCUACACAAAGACCAUCAUCGAGCUCCGUCGCAAACAGAGGCUACGACUGGAGGAAGCGAGAGCCGCCAGUCACGCCCCGUCCUAUGAUGAGGUCGUUCCAGGGGGCGGGCUCUACUCUGUCAGCGGCCUAUUGCAGUGUCCAGACGGCAUGAUUGAUGUGGCUUGGGCCCAAAAUGGUAGCGUGGUUGGAAUGGGAAAUGGGGACGUACCAACGCUGGUUUUGGUUGGUGGCUGUGGGCCAGAGGGUUGUGAAGACUGCGAGAGGGAGAUGGACGAGGUCAUGGACCGAGUUGAUUCCCCUUGUUAGGGAGUUGGUGCUUUCAAUCCACUAAAAGUGCUGAAAAACGGAAAAAAGGGACGACACUGUCGCUGUGCUGGAGACAGAUGGAUUCCGAACAGAUCUUGCUUUCCUUUUCUUUGACUUUCAGGAAACGAAAAGACAAUGAAUCAACAUGUAAAGAGGACAUUGUAUUUAUAAGUCACGCUCACAUGCAAGUGUGCAUGUUUUCUGGGAAUUUCUCAGUGCCUCAUGGUAGGAAAGUACAUCUGUCUCUAUAUUUACAUGCAUUUAAAUGUGAAUGUUAUUUUAUCGUUUAUAUAUUAACAAAAUAUCAGGAUGAGAGACAUAAACGUGAUGGAUGUUUUCUUUUUCCCGUUGAUACACAACAGUACAGCCUUUCCUUUACGUGUGUCUUCUGUGUUCUAAUCUAUCAUGUUGAGUGUCACUCUCAACAUGUCUUCUCUCUCUACGACAAACUUUUGACGGAUACAGCAUUUUCGAUUUGGUGCACGAAGACCAAAAGCGGCGACAAAAGCAGUCUCUCUACAGAUGCACAGACAGACCCGUAAGACAGACACAUAGAGAUAGAAAGAUUACAGAGAUUUUGAAAAGUCUGCUCUCUGAUGUUGAACAGAAGAUUAUGUGUAAACCAGUAAUCCCGAGUUGGAUGGGAAGGAGGAGGAACAGAGUGAAGGGAGAUGGAAGGCAUGUGAAGGGAUGG
This is a messenger RNA of Scophthalmus maximus (turbot), 2692 nucleotides long. Its product is annotated as germ cell-specific gene 1-like protein. The coding region runs from base 943 to 1998 and encodes 351 amino acids. The transcript has 6 exons. The record is from RefSeq and is a predicted model, not a curated record. Gene Ontology annotation, cellular component: plasma membrane. Lineage: Eukaryota; Metazoa; Chordata; Actinopteri; Pleuronectiformes; Scophthalmidae.